Messenger RNA from Oryza sativa Japonica Group (Japanese rice), 2588 nucleotides. Lineage: Eukaryota; Viridiplantae; Streptophyta; Magnoliopsida; Poales; Poaceae. The record is from RefSeq and is a predicted model, not a curated record.
AAAUGAAACAAGCCAAGUCGAGCCGAGCUUGUCACGAGUCGAGCGAGCUAACGAGCCACGAGCUUUUCGUCCAAUCCUAAUGAUGAUGCUGUAGUCCAGUUCCAACCUCGAAUUAUCCUUUUUUUUUCUCCGUAUUCUGUCCCAAAACACCAAAAUCCAUGGUUCAAAUCACCUAACCAACCUUUGGUUUAUCUGGUCGAUCCCUCGAGGUUCCUCCACUUGCUCCCCGCUAUCAAGGUUUCUGGAAAUCCAUUCUGACUUUGAUUUUUUUUCUCUGUCUGAUGAUGCUGUUGGUGAUUCCUUGGAUUGGUUGAGAGUUAUUCUGUUCCGGUCUGAAUCCUAAUCUCCCAGCAAUCCAAUCCGUACAGUUCGUUGCGGUGUGUACUUCUCUGCUGGCCUGUGUGGUGAGGUGAUAGCUAAACUAAUAGGAAGAUGAAGCGCAAGCGUGGGCGUAAGAUGGGCAAGAAGGGCAAGUUGAAAGCUUCCAUCACAGCGGAUGCUUCUCCAAUGUCCCCGUCCAGCCCGAGCACCGUGGAUGCUUCCUCAAAGUCCCCCUCCAGCCCAAGCACAGAGGAGAACGGCACCAGCCCAGCGCAUCAUCAGGCAGAUAAUGCGCCUGUUAUUGCUCCGCCACCAGUGCCUGAACCAGCACCUCCUGAGCCGGAGAAGCCAGCCGUGUCUACUGACGUACAGAAUGCUAAGCCAAAAGUCUAUAGCCGAGUCAGGUUGAAGUUCAAAUCUGCCAAAGUGUUGGAGACGCACCAGGGUCCUUCAGAAGCAAAAGCACCUGUUGAUGGUGGUGGUGGUAAACCUGCAAGUGCUGCUCCUGAAGCGAGCAAAGAAGUUGCGGAGAAGGCUAUUGUAUCACCAGACGGACAGAAAGAUGCGCAGGCAGCAGAAUUGAGUGGUUCUGAUAAGGAUAAGAUGGCAAGAAAAGUAGCAAGCAUAAAUAUCAAGUCUGUAGGAUUAUCUUCGGUAGAAGAUAAAAAUCAGGACAGGAAAGCUGAUUCAGUCAGUGAACCUCUUCCAAGCAAGCAGGAAACCGUAUUGGAAAAUGUAGAAAGCGAGACUGCAUUGGAGCCGAGAAGCUCACAAGAGUUGGAGGUAAAGCAGGCUACGCCAGAACGUCAGCGAGAUGACAGAGAGCUAACUGCUGCACUUGAAGCUAUUAAGAAAGUCAUGAAGAUGGAUGCAGCUGAGCCGUUCAACACACCGGUGGACCCUGUUGCUCUAGGAAUACCUGAUUAUUUUGAUAUUAUUGAUACUCCUAUGGAUUUUGGCACAAUAUGUCAAAAUCUAGAACGUGGUGAUAAGUAUAUGAACUCGGAGGAUGUGUAUAAGGACGUGCAAUUUAUAUGGGAUAAUUGUACCAAGUACAACAGUAAAGGUGAUUACAUUAUAGAGCUUAUGAAACGGGUGAAGAAGGGCUUCAUGAAAAACUGGCUGGCAGCAGGCUUGUAUUCUGAUGCGCAGGAGAAUGGUGGCAAUGAUAACACAGGCGAUGAGGAUGUCAAAGGUUCAAAAGGCAAGUCUAAGCAAAAACGGCGGCGCCUAGGGAAUGAUCGACACAAAAAUGACUGUGCAUGUGCUGUUUGUCAAGUUACACGCCGCAAAAAGGAAAAGGAUGAAAUCUUGGCUGUCAUUGAAAACGAUACAGCUGCAGUGAAUAGUAACAUUUCUGACCAGCAAAUCAUGGAGGUAGACUCAGGCAUUAAUAACGCUGGUAGUCAUGACACUACCUCUAGUCAGGAGCAACCACCACAAACUGAUAUGUACAGAAGAACAGUGGUAGCAGAUGAUUCAGGGACUCUGAUAGAAAAUCAUGUGAAAUUCUUCAACAACCAGCCACUGCCACAUGAUUAUGAGGAUGAAGGCUCCAGACCAUACUUUGACGAAAAAGAAGAGGUAGACUAUACGGAUUUGAUCAGUCAGGAGGAACAUACAUCCAGUCAGCCCAAUGAUGGCUCCGAAAUUGCACAACACCAACAUAAGGAGCCAACAGAAACAAGCCAGGAGAUUGAAAUGGAGGAUUAUCCCAUACAGAAGGAGAACCAAUCAUUCUUGCAACUCUGCGCACGGCUUUUCCCCAGCAACCAGAGUUCUGUUUUCAGGGGACGCCAUUCUCUGUUCCGACAGCAACAGCGGCAGGUUUCAAUGAAGGGAAGCCCUCUGCAUGCGGCCAUAACAGCGAUAAUGAAACGGUAGGAGUUUUGUCCCUCCAAUGGCUGCUUAGCAGCAGCCGUUUCGUGUAAAGGAAGCUCAAGGCAGCGUUGUGACUUUGGGAAAGAAAGCUGUACCCUGAAGUCACGGGAGCUGGUUGGAAUAAAACAGGUUAGUUGAAACAUAUCUUUGAGCUCAGAGGCUAUAGCUUGAUUUAGGUACGAAAUUAGUUGGGAGAUACCUGUCUAUUGUAUGACAAUUAUCUAUGUGUAAGGCUGUAAGCUUCAUAUUUGUAUCAAGAUAAUUGUGAUAGUCACAUGUUGCCACAUUGCUUACCGCGCUGGAGUAGGGUUGUACUUGAACCUUAUAAUUGUAUUGUUGGUGUCAAAAGAUUUAAUUAGUAUUUGGGCCGAUUCUUCUUCUGUCCA